CUGACACUCCUAUUGAACCAAAAAACAAAAAAAUAUAUUCAGUUCUAAAUAAUGAUACAAAAUUUAGUUAAGUAAUAAUGCUGUUGCCCUUAAAGAACUUUCAGCCUGUAGUAGAGGACGCCAACGUGAAUGUAACUCUCCUGAAGCGCCAGAUCGCCGAAGAUGGAACUAAAACACAGGCGCUGCUGCUUCAAGCGUUCCGCUUCGAGUUGCUUAAUGACGCCAAUGCGUAUCCGCUCCUCCAGGAUCAGCUCCAGCGCCAGCCAGUCGGUAGGAGUCGUUAAGCCAGGGAUAGGCGAACUAACCUCCCCUAUAAUCCCCAAUGCCAUUAAGAAACCCAAAAAAUCGAAAGGAUUCCUUUCGUUUUUGUUCCGCAAGAGGGAUAAUAAAAUAAAGAAACGUGAUCAAUUAAAUGUUAACCACAUGCCACUGGAGGAGCCGGAUGUCAGGAAGUUAAUUCGUCUAUACUGCAAACAUGACAGCCUGUAUAACCCAAAGAACCUUUACUAUGGCAACAAAGAGAUUGAUGAGGAUUGCUUCAAUGACAUGAUGCGAUCUUUUCCUGGCAGAAGCAGCUUGGAGCUAAGGUCCUGUAUUGAACAAUUAAGGAUUCUUUUCGAACGGGAAUAUACUAUUAUCGAAAAAGCACGGAGAAAUUACGGAGAAAAAUUAACCCCUUCGAUUCGGUACUACAACGAAUUCCUUUUCCUGGUGCCGCAUCUUUGUAUUGAUUUUGAUAAAGAUCUUCCAAGCAGUGGACCUAGUUUGCUGUCCACGGCAAAACUUCCCUCUACGGAUUUAAAAAACCAAAUGGCCACCACGGAAUUGCUGUGCCAUAAACUUACCAACUUUACUGGUUUUCCUUUGUCAGCUUUUCCCGGAAAUCUCAUGCUGAAAAGAUUAAAGAAAACUAACAAGAAUGGGGAAAAAAAGGAGGUGAAAACAGUGGAUCAGCAGGAAGAGGUCACAGAGCCGAGGAAUCAGGGGAAAGAAACUGGCAAUGGUCAAAAGAAUAACGAUAUUGAAAAGAUGAAAGAACAGAAUAACGAUAUAGAAAAGAUGAAAGAACAGAAUAACGAUAUGGAAAAGAUGAAAGAACAGAAUAACGAUAUGGAAAAGAUGAAGGAACAUGAUGAGCAAGAACUCAAAGAGGAAGAGGAUCAGGAAACGAAAGUUAAAUUUUCGCCUUCUUUGCAGCAGAAGUCUUUAAAAAGCAGUGAAGCUGAUAACAGUCAAAAUAAAUUAAGUUCCAAGAUCUCUACUCAAUCUUCGUACUAUGCCAAUGAGAAGGACUUAACAACCACCGACUUAUCCUCGCCAGAAAAUCGGGAAACAAUAUCACAAUCUAGUCAAAAACCUUCUGCCUGUCCCUGGCGACCGGAAAACUCGCCUUGUGUGCCGCAAUGUCAAGAAGCAGUAUCAAAAUCUUCUCAGAGCCCCUUACCAUGUGCACCUUGUGUGUCCGGAUAUAGGGCAGAACUCACAGAAUCCUCUCCAGAACCAGUUGUCAUGAUUGAAAAUAAGACCAUUAGCCAAUUUCAUAAUAAUCAACAGGUACAGAUGCUAUGCGAUAUGAUACGUACGGAACUAACUACUGCCCCGGAUUUCAUUUACUUCGAUGCCAAGUGGCGGAUUAUAGAGAUAUUGAGGGAAGUCCACAAGCGACAGCUGGUUCAUCAGAAAGCUAUACCACAACAUAAUAACAAACGACCGAUUCCGCCCCAAAAACGACUUUGUUUGGAACCGAAUCUUAUGACUAAAAAUCAAAAGUGCAAAUCGGAUAAAAACGGUCAGGAACAAGGACCCUCGAGAAUUUGUAACCACCACAAGUGCCAGUACUGCUGCCGACACAAUAACUGAUCUACAGCCAGAACCCAUCCACCGCUAUCAACAAUAACCCUGACCCACUUAGUCAACAGAUAAGCUUUUCGAGCAACAGAAACCACUUUCUUUCCGACGCAAAAUCAGUUACAUAUUGGAGUGCCAUGGAGCUGGACAAAUUGAUCAGUAGUUCCAAGCUGUGGUGCAGGAGGAACUCGUCAAUUACAGCCAGCGAAUGCAUCCUCAGUGGGUCACUGAUCUUCGGCCACUGCAAACCAACCAUGUCAAGGAGUAUCUUACA
Messenger RNA from Drosophila eugracilis, 2122 nucleotides. RefSeq lists its product as uncharacterized. The transcript has a single exon. The record is from RefSeq and is a predicted model, not a curated record. Lineage: Eukaryota; Metazoa; Arthropoda; Insecta; Diptera; Drosophilidae. The coding region runs from base 163 to 1860 and encodes 565 amino acids.